ACAUUUGAAACUUCGUCCAUUUUUUUAAACGGUACGUCCAAACUGUAAAGAAAAACACAGAUAACAUGCAUAAAAUAAAUCAUAAAAUAAACCUGGAAAUGCGUUUUUGUUAUCUAAUUUAAUACUUCAAACGUGGAGAGACUUAGUGAAGGGUAAAAUGGAACGUGAUACAUGUAAAUAAAGAAGAUGUGAGCAAAAUGUACAGAGUGAGUUAAAUGUUGUGGUGCACGCCAUUUAAAAGGUGGACCAGUCUAGUCUUGAGUGGAGUGAAGAUCCUUCUGGCACUCCUGAGGUGGCACUGGUGCACCACACGUCACAGGCAUUUGACCAACAGCUCGCCACAGCACCACGUCACCGCAGCACGCCACACAGCCACUCCUGCACCUGAGACAAGAGGAAGAGGAGGAAACUGCCGUAAGAGAAAAGGAAGCAGGGGUGACUGAGCUGCAGCAGACUUUGCACUAGGCAAGACAGCCCCUCCCUCCCUCCCUCCCUCCCUCCCCAGUCCCCUGCAGAGGCUUUGGGGCAGUGAGGGGAGGCACUGGCACUCUAGUCAGGCAUGGUGUUGUUAGUGGAGGGCGCCCCGCUGCCCCGGUGCCCCACCUCCACCGAUGAUUUCUUUGCCUGCUGGCCGCAGGUGGCCGAGGCAGGCCGCACCUUUGGUGGCCAGAAGGUGCGGCCAGUGGAGGCAAGGCACGCACUGUACGUGGGCCAAGGGGAGUUCGGGGUGGUGCCGGGCGGGGACCCAAGGGUGCGUGUGGUAGGGUCCGACGACGCCACCACUUGCCACAUGAUGGUGGUGCGGCAUCCCGGCGGCACUGUGGCCGUGGCACACUUUGACGGGAGUCAGGGGGAGGAGGCAGCCCUGGGUGACAUGGUGUCCAAGAUAGUGGGCAUAGAAGGGCAUGGGGAGAGGUUGGAGGUGUCUGUGGUGGGGGGCUACCAGCCGGAGCGUGGCAGCAAGGAGGCAGCGCGAGCCGAGGCAGAGAAGCUGUCCCUCAAGCUACUUAAGGCACUGGUGCACCAUGAGUGCCACUUCCAGCUGUGCGUGUGGUGCACCUGCCGCCUAAACACAAUGCAGGGCGCCAGUGGGCCGCACCCCAGGGUGUACGGUGUGGCAGUGGAGGUGCAGAGUGGCGUGUUGUUCCCAGCACAUUUCAAGACACAGGAGCCAGACAUGCCACUGCGCGCUGCCUCGCGGUGGAUGGCCGGCAGGCGGCAGCCCCUCGACCUGUACGACCACGCCUCCGGCACCAUCACCAUCCACCCCUUCCACUGCUCCGAGAUAGACCUCUUUGCUGUCUACCUCAAGCUGCCAGACGAUGUACUGCUCAGGAACUUCUCCACAUCCCCCAAGGUGGAGCCGCCCCACUUCUGCCAGGAGCUGCGCCGUGUGUUCAAGGUGUUCGUGGACCACCCCAGGCCCCUCGAGUCACUCUUUGCGGGCAACCGGCCCAAGAAGUACGCCAUCAGCCCCAGCGGUGUGUGGGAGUCAGUGCAGUAGUGUAGACAGCAGUGUGGUGGUGGGCAGGGCCCCGCACUGUGUGGGGGGCCUCUACACUGGUUAUCCUUGGCUUUGAUUUUGGUCCAUUCUGCUACUUAUCUGGGAACAAAUUCUCUCUCUCUCUCUCUCUCUCUCUCUCUCUCUCUCUCUCUCUCUCUCUCUCUCUCUCUCUCUCUCUCUCUCUCUCUCUCUCUCUCUCUCUCUCUCUCUCUCUCUCUCUCUCUCUCUCUCUCUCUCUCUCUCUCUCUCUCUCUCUCUCUCUCUCUCUCUCUCUCUCUCUCUCUUUCUCUAGGUUUGAAAGCCAAUAACAAACCACAAGUGAGUUUUUUCUCCUGAACUUCCAGCAGUGUGUAUUCUAGCAGGAGGAGGAGGAGGAGGAGCAUGUGAUCUGUUAUUUUACCGCCUUCACUGUGAUGUGGCUUUAGGUCUUUAAGAGAGGUCGGCGCCCCACAUGGCACCGACCAGCCCUGUGAUCUCACUGUGUUGCAAUAGAGCUUGGCAUGAGGGAGUGGUGGUGUGGUGUGGCAGUGGUGGUGCCUCCCUCAUGUGACAAUCCUCAAGGGACGUCAUGGGUGAAUACUGCCAAGAUUUUAUUUACUUUCCAUCACAAUCAGUGUUGCCAAAGGUGCCCAGUGCUGCCUGGCUGGGUGAGGGUGGAGGCAAUCAUUGGGAGGUGCCUGUGUGUCCUGCACCUGUGAAUCAUACGUUUAGGCUCAUUCAGGGCUCUUGUCUUGCACCAGGGCCUCUGUUACUUGUUUUCUUAAGUCUUGCUCUUAUUACUUAGGUGUGUGUUAGUGAGUGUGUUGAGUGUGUGAGUGAGUGAGUGAGUGAGUUGUGUGCCUGGCUGUCUCAAAUGGUCCAGGUUUGACUGUCGUAAGUCUACUAUAAGUGCAUUAGUAAGUCCUCCUUUGUUAUCUCGUGUUAUUGUUUUCUUGGUGAGGUUUGGGCAAAGUUGAGUCACUUGAAUUGCUUCCUGAAAACCUUGUGAUGAAAACAGCAAAGAGACAACUUUGCCUCAACUUCAUCAUAGGACACCGACAGACAGCAGAUGAUACUAAGAAUUGGCUUAACUUUGGUGAUACUCAAGUCUUUCAAACCUUACUUAUGUUGCAUUCUGCUGGUAUUAUUUAUGUUGAUUAGUUGUAUGUACGUAUGUAUGUAGAUCUGGCAAACGCCGAACCUGGUAUUAAGUUGCAUCGAUACACACACACGUACGCAGGCUGGUGAUAGACAGGGUAUGCAUCUGUACAGUUACCCAUAACAGUGAUGUCAUUUUCUAUACAACAUUAUAUAGGCAAAAACACACAAAAAAAGAAAAAAAAAGCUACAUUUGAUAACUAAUUCCUGUAAUCACAUCACCAGUUUUUGAUCUUUGCUCUUACUAUAGAACCAGUCUGUUACUCUGUAUAUUCAUUUGAUAUAUGGACACUUACUAGACUCUGUGGCAUGUAUACUUUGAGCACAGGCAGAAAAGUAGAUUGAGAGAAAGCUCACUCAAAAAAACUCUUCAAAAUGGUAUUCCUAAAAAAGAAAGAAAGAAAAUAGAAGAACCAAGAGAGAAGCCAAUUUAUAUUCCAGUGAGUCUUGCUACUCCUCGGAAACAGUUCUUGGAGGGGCAGAGGAAAUGCAGAAGCAGGUAUAGAGCUCCAGAGUUUACUGGUGAGAUAAUUGAAAGAGUGAAGGUACUGGUUAAGUCCUGCACUAGUAAGGGGGACAGAACAGGGACGAGAGAAAAAAGGACUGCAAGUCUUAUCUUAAUGAAAAAAAUAAGGCAGUAUUAUGUGUGUUAACCACUGAGGGUAUGGGUUAAAUCUUGCAUUAGUAAGGUGGACAGAAAAAGGAGUAAGAAAAACUACCUACUGUAUAGAAUAAGGUGAAAACAAUAGCAGUAUUAUGCAAGCAUUUAGUGGUGGAAAGAAGGAAAGAGUGAAGAUUCUGGUCAACUCCUGCAUUAGUGAGGUGGACAGAAUAGGGAUGAAAGAAAGAACGGCUCCUGAUCUUGUAUUUUAUAAAGAAAAAUGUGGAAAUGUGGACAGUAUUAUGCACUGAUAGCAAAAGUGAAUUGUGAAGCGUCAACCGAACAUUGAUGCACCUAUUGAAAUGUUACAUGGCUUUCUCUCUCUCUCUGUGUCUAUCUCCUUGUAUGUGUUUAUUAAUUACCUACCAGAAACAGUAUUGCCAAUUCACCGCAUAUUUCCUUUUUAUAAUUGCUGAACCUGUUUCCUAGCGACAGUAAAAAUAAACGAGGUCAUUCAUUCAUACA
Molecule: messenger RNA, 3767 nt
Organism: Scylla paramamosain (green mud crab)
Lineage: Eukaryota; Metazoa; Arthropoda; Malacostraca; Decapoda; Portunidae
Product: dnaJ homolog subfamily B member 9-like
Exons: 2
Coding region: 560-1504 (314 amino acids)
Cellular component (GO): endoplasmic reticulum; nucleus
Molecular function (GO): protein-folding chaperone binding; protein-N-terminal asparagine amidohydrolase activity; misfolded protein binding
Source: RefSeq, a predicted model, not a curated record